UCUGCAGUUGUCGUCGGGAUGAUGAAGGAUAGCAGCCAGCUAGGGAAAUGGCUCUUAUUGCUUUCAAAUGAAUGAUUCCCAGAUUUCUUGCAUAAACCAUUGGGCUGGGAUGGUUUGUUCGGUGGCUGACUGUCAGAUAUCUACUUGAUGGAUUCCAUUGAACAUUAUUAUUAGAAUGCAACCAACUGCCUCAAUCACUGAAGACUGUUUGACAAAGUAUCACCUUGCUUGAUAGAACAGGUGCUUCUUGUGAAGGAGGCCUCCAAACUGUCCUCGAUUUACUGAACUGGAAAGCAAAAUGAAGACAUCCCAGACCAUAAAUCAUGACUCUGGUUUACCUGUCGAUUUUUGACGGACGUAUAAAAUAAUCACUUGAUGUUUCGGUGUGUGUCUGCAGGAUACUGACUCUUUCUUUCUCUCUCUCACACACACACACACACACACACACACACACACACACACACACACACACACACACACACACACACACACACACACACACACACUAAAGGACAACUUCUUGUAUCAAUCCAGAGUUCCCAAAGAGGACCGUCAAAAUGUUUUCGGCUCUUAAGAAGCUGGUGGGCACCGAGCCUGGCCAGCUAGGAAACAAAAGCAUUCCAGCUGGUUUGCAGUCAAUGAACCAGAGCCUACAGAGAAGGUUUGCCAAGGGAGUACAGUAUAACAUGAAGAUCAUCAUCCGCGGAGACCGGAACACGGGAAAGAGUGCCCUAUGGCACCGACUACAGGGGAAGAAGUUUCUGGAAGAGUACAUCCCCACACAAGAAAUCCAGGUCUCCAGCAUCCACUGGAACUAUAAAACGACAGACGACGUUGUCAAGGUGGAAGUUUGGGACGUGGUGGACAAAGCAGGGAAAGGCAAGAAGCGAGGAGAAAUGCUGAAAACGGAGAAUGAACCCCUGGAGAAUGAGACUGAGAUGGCUCUGGAUGCAGAGUUCCUGGACGUGUACAAGAACUGCAAUGGAGUCAUCAUGAUGUUCGACAUCACCAAACAAUGGACAUUUGACUACAUUGUGCGGGAGCUGCCCAAAGUGCCUACACACGUGCCUGUCUGUGUGUUGGGCAACCAGAGGGACAUGGGCGAACACCGGGUCAUCCUGCCCGACGACACCCGAGAGUUCCUCUGUCACCUCAACAGGCCUCCAGGUUCUUCUUACAUCCACUACGCUGAAUCUUCCAUGAAGAAUGGCUUUGGCCUCAAGUACCUGCACCGCUUCUUCAAUAUCCCCUUCUUACAGCUGCAGAGGGAGACCCUGCUGAGACAACUGGAGACCAACCAGCUGGACAUAGACGCCACUCUGGAGGAGCUCAAUGUUCAGCAGGAGACUGAGGACCAGAACUAUGGCAUUUUCCUGGAGAUGAUGGAAGCCAGAAACAAAGCUGGCUUCAGCUCCCCGGGGGGCCCUUCCAACGGCCAGAGCCCCUCCUCAGGCUCCCAGUCCCCCAUAGUCCCGCAGAGCGGGCCCUCUACUCCUGGGGCCUGUCCCAGCCCCUGCACCCCCCAGCAACCCCCUCUCCCACCCCAGCCCCUAACUAUCUCCAACCCUAUCCCCAGGUCAGUUCAGGGUCCCCCCUCCUACACCAACCCUAACCUUAACCCCUGUCCCCCUCUCCAGAACACUGUACUCCCUAGGGGUCCAGGUUACCCACAGCAGCCCCUGGCCCCCCAGCCGCUGCCCCCAACCCCUCAGGGGCUCCACCAUGGGGGAACCACACCUGUCACGACCCCCCAGUCACCCAGUGUCACCCAGGCCCCCCCUGCCCAGAAGAGAGGCUUCAUGUCGCGCCUCUUUGGAUCAGCCACCUCUGAGACUCCCGCUGAUGGCACAGACGAGAAGGUGCGGAAUGUGGAUGACUUUCUUCCCGAUGGGGGCACGGCCCGUAGCUUCCCGGAGGAGAGGGCUGCUGCCAAAGCCAAGGAGAAAGCUGGAAGAGCAGGCAACAUGGACAGUGACAGUGACGGUGAGGGCCGAGGGGGGAACCCCAUGGUGUCAGGCUUCCAGGACGAUUUUGCCCCAGAUGAGCUGUGCCAGUCUGUGCCCAAAUCUAUACCCAAGGCAGCCACCGUCCCCAGCAUGGGCAUCACCCUGACCAGCGAUGAAGAAGAUGAGGGGACGAAGGCACUUAACGUCAUCCAGGACGGUGGAACGGACAGGAGGAGAUCCUCCAACGCUUUGAAGACUCACAACAAGACCGGAGAAGCCAAGAAACCAGCGGGCUUAAAGAUGUCGUCCGUGCCCGUCUCAUUCCUGAACCCGACCCUAGCCCCGGUGCAGUCCAUGCGGGCAGGCAAGAAGAAUGGAGGGGAUGAAUCCUCCCACUCAGACCAAGAAGCUCCAGGGGACGAUCAGAUGCUCUCCUUCGUCAUGGACGAACCAAACUAUGAGGACGAGGAGUUUGAGAAGCCCAAGAAAAAGAAGGAGCCUUCGGCUGUACUGGAGGACCUGAAGCUGGUCCAGCCCUCUGUCCUCCCCGUCAAGAGCGACGACCUGGACCUGUUUGGACUGGGAUUCCAGGAUGUGGCGCCCAAGAGCAAGGAAAGCAGUGAGGACCAAGAUGACCGAGAAAGUAGAUCUUCAACAAAGGACAAGAAGAAGAAGAAGAAGAAAAGCAAAGAGGAGGACGACAAAAGCAGCAAGAAACGACACAAACAGAAGAAAAAGGAGGAGUCAGGGAGCGGGGACGAGAAAGAGAAGAAAAAGAAGAAGUCAAAGUCGACCAAGAAAGCCGGAGGCGUGGUUGACGACCUGGAGUCUUUCCUCGCCGGAGACGUAGACUACGAGGAGAUGUAGAAUAUCCCCCCCAGCAUCCAAUCAGGACUCCGUUCUACUUCAGCGUUCUAGGGUCAGGAUGUAGCCAUGACGACGAGAGAAUGCGUCGACUGACUGGCUGAGUGAUCGAAGACUGCAAUUCUCAUUGGGUGAUUGUUAUUUCCCACUUCCUGACGUUGUGGUGCCUCUACAGUGGUUAGAUUUUGAUCAUUUGUCAUUGACAUUGACGUUGGUUGUUUUGCUUACCCUUUUACUGUACAUGCAACACUACCGUCAUACAACAACACUACUGCAAAACUGUAGCUGGUAUAUCCAGGUUUUGAGUUUACGCUCAGAGGACAAAACCACCAUUACUUUGAUGUUUCCACGGCCGAAUACACUUGGGUACACUCACUGCAAUGUCUUUGCUAUUCCAUUUGUCUUUUUCCAUUGGGUCUGCUUUCUGGGAAAGGCUUUAGAACUGACCCUCGUAAGGAGUUGUGACUAUUUCUAUAUGGGAGCGCUCUCCUUUACGCUGACCAGUCUUCAGGAGUCGGGGGACGUGUGUGCAUUCAUUAUGAAUUAUGUUGAACAUUGCUUCAGCAGCGAUAUAAAUGUUAUUUAUGUUUAUCUGGUGUUGGCUUUUCAAACUACAACUAUGUCUAGGUACAGUAGGAGUUUGUGAGUGUUUACUAAACAAGACAUUUUGGGAGUUUCUCUGAACUGAUUCAGCAAAUUUCACUGUGCAUGAUCAUUUUGUUUUGGUUUGAUGUCAAUGCCUUAAGGAAAGCUUUACUUUAACACUGCAAAGGGUUACUUUAACACUGGAAAGGGUUACUUUAACACUGCAAAGGGUUACUUUAACACUGCAAAGGGUUACUUUAACACUGCAAAGGGUUACUUUAACACUGGAAAGUGGCGAUAUGAAUGCCUUUUAGUAGUAGAGAUCUGAUUGUUCAAUGAUGCCGUCAUUCUGGCAAAACACAAUGCAAGGGAAGCCAAGAUACAAUGUUUUUUUCCCAACCUGCUGUUCUAUUAAGUCAUGUUGUUUUUACUAUGGGGCAGUUGUACAAUGUCAUUUGACGUUUUUUUCACAUUUCUUCCGUUAACCAAAUGAUGUGUUUCUUGAGACAUGUUUUAAUAUUUCCGUGGUUACCUGUAACUUUUACACUAGUUUGCUUGGAUCCUAUUUCCUGAUGUUGCUGAGCACCGUGUGGGAUGGUUUUGCUGUGUAUAUCUCAUAGCCCUUACUGAACUUGUUUACUUUACUGUAGGGGAGUGUGGAAGUCUGCUAGUCAGUCAUAACUACACACUACUAUCUAUCUACACCCCGAUCCAGGGGAGGUUUACAACAAAGUAAAUGGCCUAAAGCUAUUCAUUCCACCUUAAGUCCCCUCAGAAAGAAUUGACAAAAUAUCAGGAAUGUAUUUAGAUAUCAUACAAGUAUGCAUGGUCACCAUUCCAUAUUUAUUUUGAAAUAUUAAGAAAAUAUUUUUGGACAUUAAACAAAUCCCAUGUUAAUAUAUCCAUUAUAGAAAAGUAUAUGCACAAAUAUUUAUUCAUGCAUUUGUACUGCAUAUUUCUCUGUGUGUUUUUACCUUGCUCCUCUCUGUUGUCUCUAAAAUAGGUAUUUUGGACUUUCUUUAAAAGAGACACUACAUAUCCAAUUCCACCCAGCCAUCUCGGGGCCGUGACUGCAGUUUACUGCUAGUUAGGUAUCCUUACCACUGCCUCACUGUAUAUCAUCAGGGAGAACAUGCAACAUUUCCAGACUGUGUAUCGGAACCUACUGUACAUCAAUAGAACUCUUACUUACAUCAAUAGAACUCUUUCUUUCAUCAAUAGAACUCUUUCUUUCAUCAAUAGAACUCUUUCUUUCAUCAAUAGAACUCUUUCUUUCAUCAAUAGAACUGUUACUUUCAUCAAUAGAACUGUUUCAUCAAUAGAACUGUUACUUUCAUCAAUAGAACUGUUUCAUCAAUAGAACUCUUACUUACAUCAAUAGAACCGUUCCAUCAAAGAACUGUUUCAUCAAUAGAACUGUUUCAGCAAUAGAACUGUUUCAUCAAUAGAACUCUUACAUCAAUAGAAUUGUCCCAAGAGACGGCUCUGCGAGCGUUUGUUGAAUCAGGUAGACCUCUAGCUCUGUCUUUCCCUGACCGCUCGUAUAUCCUUGGUUCUCUCUGGUUGAAGGCGGUAUACUCUGGGGACACCGGGGUCCCCUCACACCUUAUCCCCUCUUCUGGCUUAGUCCUCUUUCUCACCCUAGGGAGUGAUGUCAUUUUUUGCUGUAGCCUAACCCUCACAGCUGGCUUGACGGGAGGGGACCCAAUGUGACGAGGUCGACUCCCAGGCUGACCAUGGGGUCAUCCUCAGUGUUUCCCCCUCUUGCAGCUGUCUGCCUGUCAGGCUAGCUGCUAGGCCAGGCACCCACCCCUACCGCUCACUAUGGAGCAAAUCCUAACUUCCUCUCCAGUCGAAUAAUGUCAGUUGGUGUCCUGUUGACAUUAACGCAUGACUAAGUGAAAAUUUUGCUUAAGUGGAAGUUAGGAGUCACCCCUAUGAAAGUAAAAUCCCAGGCAAGCCAUGUCAACUCUUCAAAUAGUCCCUCUGCAUGAGCGUCACUGUGAGAAACAACAACACACCUGGCUGUACCACUGUAGAAUUAGAAUUUGUAGAACAGACAUUGUUUGUGCAUACAUUAUGGAGGAAUAGUGUCUUUUCUAGGCAUUCUAAUUCUGUGUUUAUGUAAUAUAACCCAGUCCUACCCAGACCUGUUUUGUUUUUUGGUGGUUGAUUUUGUUUCAUUGAAUUAUUCUGCUUUUUGUUCAAUGAUGUGUGAAGGAAUUUGUUUUGAUUCAUGUAGAUCAAACCAAUGCAACUUUUUGUUUACUGCUUUUUCUGUGGUAUGAUGUCUUCUGAGUAAAGUUCAAACAGGAAUCAUCCAAAUCAUGCAAACUGCCAGUGAAAUGUGGCAACAAGCAAACUUGAGAUUGCUGUUACCUCUUGGUUACAUCUUCCAAAAAUUCCACCUUGAUUGUAAAUGUAAUAUCCAUUGUGCAUUGUCUUCAUCUUGCUCCCUGCAUAUUGUCUUUGUUUAGGUAGUUGUGUGUAUAGUUGAUUGAACUGUUGGUUGAAUUUGGUCUGUUUAUGUGUAUGCAUCUGAAUAUAUUGAGAGAUGGUGGGUAACUGGGGGGGGGAGAGAUUAUUUUGACAUUCCUCUUAUGCAUCUACACACUGUAAGUGAUAAAAUUGUCUAAUAAAUGCAAAAAUACUUUCAUUUUUUGCCACAAAAUUUCA
Messenger RNA from Oncorhynchus masou masou (cherry salmon), 6071 nucleotides. Its product is annotated as rab-like protein 6. Gene Ontology annotation, cellular component: cytosol; nucleus. Bases 558 to 2813 code for a protein of 751 amino acids. The record is from RefSeq and is a predicted model, not a curated record. NCBI's taxonomy places the organism in Eukaryota, Metazoa, Chordata, Actinopteri, Salmoniformes, Salmonidae. Gene Ontology annotation, molecular function: GTPase activity; GTP binding. The transcript has 16 exons.